Puntigrus tetrazona (Sumatra barb) is the source of this 2041-nucleotide messenger RNA. RefSeq names its product arylsulfatase H (gene arsh). The record is from RefSeq and is a predicted model, not a curated record. Lineage: Eukaryota; Metazoa; Chordata; Actinopteri; Cypriniformes; Cyprinidae. Gene Ontology annotation, molecular function: arylsulfatase activity.
GUUCAGUUCGGUUAGUAAAUCAUGCGCCGGUACAUCGGUGUUUACGGUAAGCGCGUCUUUCACAGGUACAGAGGGAAUGUGGACAGGACUCAGAGGAAAAGCGAGUGGGAAUCCCGUCAGGAAUCGGGAAAACUGACCGUUUAAGAAGGGAAAUAAAAGAGUGUACGACACUUCCGUGUUUUCCUGCGUGCGACGAAUCAAAGUCCAUCCGGGAACUGGACAUGAGGAGACUGAGGUUCUUGACUGGUUUGCUGGUUCUGCUCGGGUUCGGUUCUUGUGUCAGAGGAGCAGAACCAGAGCUGGACUCCAGACCCAACUUUUGUCCUGAUGAUGGUGGAUGAUCUGGGCAUCGGAGACGUCGGUUGCUAUGGAAACAGCACCAUCAGGACACCAAACAUCGACGGUCUGGCCGCGGACGGAGUGAAGCUGACCCAGCAUCUGGCCGCGGCUCCGCUCUGUACUCCCAGCAGAACCGCCUUCAUGACGGGACGCUACGCUCUGCGCGCCGGUCUGGGCAGCACAGGCCGAGUUCAGGUCAUUCUGUUUCUGGCUGGUUCUGGAGGUCUUCCGCCGAAUGAAACCACCUUCGCUAAACUCCUGCAGAAGCAGGGCUACGCCACCGGCAUCGUGGGAAAGUGGCAUCUGGGUGUGAACUGUGAGAGCAGGAACGAUCACUGCCAUCAUCCCAACACUCACGGCUUCGACUUCUUCUACGGCCUUCCCUUCACGCACUUCAGCGACUGCAAGCCCGGCGCAGGGAAAGGUGUUCUGGUGGACGUUCAGGAGACUCUGCAGCAGACGUCUGCGCUGCUAGCUCUAGCGUUCCUCUCGCUGCUGGCGGUCAGGGUCACCGGUCUGCUGCCGCUCCGCCGGACGCUCCUGGUGUUUCUGGCCGCUCUGGCUCUGCUGAGCUUCGUCGUGUGGUUCGUGCCGUUUGAGCUCCUGAGGACCUGGAACUGCAUCAUCAUGAGGAACGGAGAGGUGCUGGAGCAGCCCAUCGAGCUGGAGACGCUGAACGCCAGGCUGAUGAGAGAAGCCCAGGGCUUCGUGGAGAGACACAGAGACAGGCCUUUCCUGCUCUUCCUGUCACUGGCACACGUGCACACGCCGCUCUUCGUGUCCGAGGGCUUUGCCGGAAAGAGCGAACAUGGGCCGUACGGAGACAACGUGGAGGAAGCAGACUGGAUGAUUGGUAGAAUGGUGGAGACCAUCGAAAGACUCGGCCUGUCGGAGAAAACCUUGAUGUACUUCACCUCUGACCACGGGGGUCACAUCGAAGAGGGUCCGAAAGGAGGCUGGAACGGAAUCUAUCGCGGCGGUAAAGCCAUGGGCGGCUGGGAGGGAGGAAUCCGAGUGCCGGGAAUAUUCCGCUGGCCCGGGCGUCUCACCCCCGGACGAGAAGUGGCAGAACCGACAAGUCUGAUGGAUGUCUUUCCCACGGUGGUGAAGCUGGCAGGUGGAGCGCUGCCGGAGGACAGGAUUCUGGACGGUCAUGAUCUGAUGCCUCUGCUGGAGGCCAGAACCAAUCGCUCAGAACACGAGUUCAUGUUCCACUACUGCGGCAUGUACCUGAACGCUGUACGCUGGCACCCAAACGACAGCGAGUCCAUCUUCAAGGUUCACUUCUUCACUCCGAACUUCUCUCCGGCGGGAGCCGUGGGCUGCUACCACACUCACGUCUGUCUGUGUCACGGUGAGUUUGUGACGUACCACAGGCCUCCGCUGGUGUUCGACCUCAGCAGGGAUCCGUCAGAGAGCCGUCCGCUGGCGCCGGACACCGAGCCGCUCUUCUCCGAGGUGCUGGAGCGGGUGGAGCGGGCCGUGACGGAGCACCGCCGGAGCCUGACGCCGGUGGAGAAGCAGCUGAGCUGGGAGAAGGUGCUCUGGAAGCCCUGGCUGCAGCCCUGCUGCGGGACGUUCCCCUUCUGCUCCUGCCACGAGCACACGGAUACAGAAGACACACAAUAAACACUCAACCAGAGAUCUGCUGCUGUAUCACACCUCUUCUAGAUUUCUCCUCAGAACUGAAAGGGUGAUUCUA